GCUCAUUCCAUCACAAAAAAAGCAAAACAUUCCUCUUCUUUCUGUAAUAAUCACCAAAGCAAGUACAAACAGUGGUUCUUGAUCUCUUAGUAUAGCUUUUUUUCUUAUAUAUUCAAGUGUUUUUGAAUCUUGAUCAAAGAGAUGGCACAACACAACGAGCAAUACGGUAGCCAAGGGCAGAUGCACAAGACUGAUGAAUAUGGCAACCGUGUCCAAGAAACCGGGGGUAUGGGUACUGGUGGAACCCAUGGCACUCAUCAAGGAACCGGUAUGGGGGGCAUGGGUGCCACUGGUGGAGAAUAUGGUACUCAUCAAGGUACCGGCGGUAUGGGGGCCACUGGUGGAACUCAUGUCGGAGAACAUAGAACCCAAGGUACUGGUAAGGGCAUGGGCACGGGUACCGGUGGAACCCAUGGAACUCAAGGUACUGGUACUGGGGGCAUGGGUACCGGAAAAUAUGGAACUCAAGCUGGUACUGGUGGAAUGGGUACAGGUCCUGGUAUGCAUACUCAGCACCAUGAGGGACAACAGCUUCGUCGAUCUGAUAGCUCCAGCUCGUCUGAGGAUGAUGGACAAGGAGGGAGGAGAAAGAAGGGGAUGAAGGAGAAGAUAAUGGAGAAGAUUCCAUGUGGACAUGGCCAAAAGGAAGGUGAUCAAUACAAUCAACAUGCACAAACUACUACUUAUGGUGGACAUGGCCAACAGAAAGGUGAUCAAUACAAUCAACAUGCACAAACUACUGAGAAGGGAAUGAUGGACAAAAUUAAGGACAAGAUUCCAGGUGGACAUGGCCAACAGAAAGGUGAUCAAUACAAUCAACAUGCAACUUAUGGUGGACAUGGUCAACAGAAAGGUGAUCAAUACAAUCAACAUGCACAAACUACUGCUUAUGGUACUACUGAAGGGGGAGAGAAGAAGGGAAUGAUGGACAAAAUUAAGGACAAGAUUCCAGGUGGACAUGGCCAACAGAAAGGUGAUCAAUACAAUCAACAUGCACAAACUACUACUUAUGGUGGACAUGGCCAACAGGAAGGUGAUCAAUACAAUCAACAUGCACAAACUACUACUUAUGGUACUACUGAAAGUACUACUGAAGGGGGAGAGAAGAGGGGAAUGAUGGGCAAAAUUAAGGACAAGAUCCCUGGGAUGCAUUGAACAUGUUGAUCACCUUUGUUUUCAUUUCCAGCUUUAUAGCAACAAAUAAGAGUCCAGCAAUUAAUUAGUGCUUGAUUUUAUUUCAUGCACUAAUUAGUAGCCGUCAUGUAAGUUACCUUUACGUCGUGUGUGGUUUAGAGCCUGUAUGAGGGCAGUGUGCUCACGCCAUGUGUAUGUAGGGGUCAUGCCCCCUUCUGUACUAUUUUUAAGAAUGAGUUUACUGUAUCAGUGUGGUGUAUAAGGAUUUUGCUUUUACGCCUGGAAAGCAAUGAUGCCAUAUGCACAUGUUAAUGUGUUGUGGUGUCCCUUGUUUGAUGUACGUAGUUUUGGAAAUAGUAUGUGAGUUUAAGUUGUGCUA
Lycium barbarum (goji berry) is the source of this 1513-nucleotide messenger RNA. Its product is annotated as cold shock protein CS66-like. Lineage: Eukaryota; Viridiplantae; Streptophyta; Magnoliopsida; Solanales; Solanaceae. Bases 142 to 1155 code for a protein of 337 amino acids. The record is from RefSeq and is a predicted model, not a curated record. Gene Ontology annotation, biological process: response to water. The transcript has 4 exons.